This is a messenger RNA of Salpingoeca rosetta, 1409 nucleotides long. RefSeq lists its product as uncharacterized. Lineage: Eukaryota; Choanoflagellata; Craspedida; Salpingoecidae. The transcript has 3 exons. Bases 25 to 918 code for a protein of 297 amino acids. The record is from RefSeq and is a predicted model, not a curated record.
GCCCUCGACCUUCAAGGACAGAAGAUGACGUUGUGGUCGUGUUCGUGGUGUGGAUGGGUGUGCAUGUUGUUGAUGACUGUGGUUUUGGUGGGCACAGCAGGAGCUGGAGGUAGUGUGACUGCCGCCAUCGGCGAAACAACUGCAGGUCAUGACACCACUCAGGGAGAGGAAGCCAGCACCCAAUCCCUCACAGCCGCGGCGGCAGAUGAUGAAGUUGUUGUAGGUGUUCCGGAAAGGGACACGGCAUAUUCGCGUGUGUGCAGGAUCAGCACAGUUGCGCAGAGGUUGGCGAACCGGGAACCCUUGACCAUCUACGUCGCAGGUAUCCAUCGGUCCGCCAGCACGUGGCAGUACAACACCAUCAAGAUGGCGCUGCAGCUGCAGCAACUCUGGCCGCUGAACGAGACCACUUGGUACUACACCACCUCCAACGAGACGCGGAAGGGCCUCUCUGAUCGGCGCACGGCAUCUGUGGUGCUGCUCAAAGUCCACGAUUUUGUCGUCCAUGCUCGGCAGGCUACCAUGGUGUUUGCCACAAUCCGCAACCUGGUUGAGGUUGGUGCGAGCAUCCUGCACAUGGAAACAACACUGGCCAGCGAGCGAACGCUUCUGCGCGCGUUGGAUCGGGAGGUGCAGUUUGUAUCGCGAUGGAUGACACACACGUGCCCCUGCUGCGUACAACGCUACCCAGACAUUGUGCACCACGAACGCGAAAUGACCCUGCAGCUGCUGCAGACUCUGGGCCUGGACACGGAAGUGGACGUUGACGACGUGAUAGCGGGUGUUGAGCGCCUUACGCAGGCGCGCACGCACAACCGACCAAGCGGCAACGUUACGGCGUUUCGCCACGACCGCCCAAAACUUGUCGAAAUCAUCGAGCAGCGGUUCUACCACUGGCACAUCCAGCACGGCCUAUGACCACGUCUGUGUGUGUGUGUGUAUGUGCGUCUGUGAGUGUUUGUGUGUGUAUGUGUGUGUGUGUGCGCGUGUAUUUGUGUGUGUAUUUGUGUGUGUGCGUGUGUAUUUGUGUGUGUAUUUGUGUGUGUGUGUGUGAAUGUUCGUGUGUUCGUGCAUGCGUGUGAUUAUGUGCAUCAUUGUUCAGCAGCUUGUCUGCCUCGUUUUGACUGGCUGAACGGUACAACGGCUGUCUAUGUUAUCCAGGGUGUUUGCGCAAUGUUAGUUACUCACGGUAUGACUACUCGCCAACCAGUCAGCAACGUGCUACAUAGUUCCAUGUUUUGGUGGUCCUGGUGUUACCGUUGUUGCGUCAACCCAGCCGUCAUUCACCAUGUUAUGCCACGUGUGAUACGAAUGCUGUUGUUCUUGCCAUGCCUGCCAGCGUGCUCCAAACCAGGCGUGCCAUCAUAAACUCUUGACCUCCAACAGCUUGUGCAACGCAUGGUGUGUCG